GUACAUUAUGACAAGUGGCCGCACCAUGGAGUCCACCAAGGAGUUCUUCCAGAAGCAUCGCUAUUUUGGCUUGAAGAAGGAAAAUGUCAUCUUCUUCCAGCAGGGCAUGCUGCCUGCCCUGGGGUUCGAUGGGAAAAUCCUGCUAGAGGAGAAGGGCAAGAUUGCUAUGGCACCAGAUGGCAAUGGGGGCCUGUACCGGGCCCUGGGGGCACACGGCAUCAUGGAUGACAUGGAGAGGAGAGGUGUGCAGAGUGUCCAUGUCUACUGUGUGGACAACAUCCUGGUGAAGGUGGCUGACCCCAGGUUCAUCGGGUUCUGCUUGGAGAAGGGAGCAGACUGCGGGGCCAAGGUGGUGGAGAAGACCAACCCCACGGAGCCAGUCGGUGUGGUGUGCCGAGUAGAUGGUGUGUACCAGGUGGUGGAGUACAGUGAGAUCUCCCUGGCCACUGCCCAGAAACGGGGCCCGGAUGGGCGGCUGCUCUUCAAUGCGGGCAACAUCGCCAAUCACUACUUCACCACUGCCUUCUUGAAAGAUGUAGUCAACACUUAUGAACCACAGCUGCAGCACCAUGUAGCUGAGAAGAAGAUCCCACAUGUGGACAUCACUACAGGGCAGCUAAUCCAACCUGAGAAGCCCAACGGGAUUAAGAUGGAAAAGUUUGUCUUCGACAUCUUCCAGUUUUCCAAGAAGUUUGUGGUGUACGAGGUGCUGCGUGAGGAUGAGUUUUCUCCUCUGAAGAACGCAGACAGCCAGAAUGGCAAGGACAACCCCACCACAGCCCGGCAUGCCUUGAUGUCCCUGCACCACUGCUGGGUUCUCAAUGCAGGGGGACACUUUGUGGAUGAAAACGGCACACGCAUCCCUGCCAUCCCUCGCGUCACAAACGGAAGGUCAGAUGCCACCCCAGCAGAUGUCAAUGACAACUUGAAGGAUGCAAAUGACCUGCCAGUCCAGUGUGAAAUUUCUCCCCUUGUCUCCUACGGAGGAGAAGGUCUGGAAAAGUACGUGAAGGGCCGAGAGUUUCGUACACCUCUGAUUAUUGACGAGGAUGGGAUCCACGAGCUGGUGAAGAAUGGGAUGUAGUGGCAGCAGGGUGCCCAAGCCGGGCUGCCUGUCCCACCAGGAAUUCAGACACAUGAAGGUUUAUAGCUCUAACUGUUAGGGGCUGGUCCUGCUCCCUCUGGCCCUGUGCAGAGGAGGAGGUAACCCACUUGGUUCUUGGCAUGUUGUACGCUUCUAUUUAUAUUUUAAUUUAAAAACCAAACACUUUAUGGAUUCCCCUGCCACAAAGCACAGCUAUGGUGCUGCUCUUUGCACUCCAGGCUGUGGGCAUUUAUUUUUAAACAUGUAUAUAGUAAUAGUCAUUGUACAUGCAGAGAGAGGAUUUUUAUGGUACGGGGCUGGGUUUAAUCUUGAAUUUUUAUUUUUCUUAAAUUUACAUGACUAUUUUUUUUUAAUAGUGUCCUUGUCAUUGCCCGUGUCCUCCCUUUUGGUCAUCCUUUUUAUGUUGCACAACUGGAAGCACCCAAUUAAA
Molecule: messenger RNA, 1535 nt
Organism: Acanthisitta chloris (rifleman)
Lineage: Eukaryota; Metazoa; Chordata; Aves; Passeriformes; Acanthisittidae
Gene: UAP1
Product: UDP-N-acetylglucosamine pyrophosphorylase 1
Exons: 8
Biological process (GO): UDP-N-acetylglucosamine biosynthetic process
Molecular function (GO): UDP-N-acetylglucosamine diphosphorylase activity
Source: RefSeq, a predicted model, not a curated record